Messenger RNA from Oncorhynchus kisutch (coho salmon), 2874 nucleotides. Its product is annotated as electron transfer flavoprotein-ubiquinone oxidoreductase, mitochondrial-like. NCBI's taxonomy places the organism in Eukaryota, Metazoa, Chordata, Actinopteri, Salmoniformes, Salmonidae. The record is from RefSeq and is a predicted model, not a curated record. The transcript has 13 exons. Gene Ontology annotation, molecular function: iron-sulfur cluster binding; electron-transferring-flavoprotein dehydrogenase activity. Gene Ontology annotation, cellular component: mitochondrial inner membrane. Gene Ontology annotation, biological process: electron transport chain. The coding region runs from base 265 to 2142 and encodes 625 amino acids.
GUGUGAGAUCUACAUUUACGCAGGUAUCGCCUUUUUUCACUCACGUGAACGUGCCAGAACAUUGCAGCUUAUGCGCAGUUACUGAUCAUUUCAACGGUAUGUUAUGUAUGUGUUAUGAGACGAAUUUUAUAACGUGUCUCUGGAAGAGAUUUGUGGUCCAGUCAGAGUUGCACGAUCAUUGGGGUGGCUGAGCUGCGAGAGCACUUCGUAUGUACCCAAAGACUACCGCUGCUAACUGGUGAGCUAGCUAGUACUAGCUGACUAAUGUUAAUUCAUACGAUGUUUCCAGCUAGCAGAUAUUCAAUUCAAGCCCAGAGGUGUAUAAGAGCGUUGAAAACAGUGAAAGCAGAUCAUGCACCUCCACAGCUCUACACAUGGAGAUGGAAAUGCUCGUCCGCAGUAACGCCUCGCAUAACAUCACACUACACAAUCUGCCCCAGGGACAAAGACCCACGAUGGGAAGGUGUGGAGAUGGAACGGUUUGCCGACGAGGCUGAUGUGGUGAUAGUGGGCGGGGGUCCCGCAGGGCUGUCGGCAGCCAUCCGGCUAAAGCAGCUGGCCAAUGAGCAGGAGAAGGAGCUGCGUGUCUGCCUGGUGGAGAAGGCCUCUCAGAUCGGCGCACACACUCUCUCCGGGGCCUGCCUGGAGCCCAGCGCCCUCAACGAGCUCUUCUCAGACUGGAAGGAGAGAGGGGCACCCUUGAACACACCAGUGACAGAGGAUGUGUUUAGCCUUCUAACCAAGAAAUACCGGAUCCCUAUCCCAAUGUUGCCAGGUCUGCCCAUGAACAACCAUGGGAACUACAUUGUGCGGCUGGGACACUUUGUGCGUUGGUUGGGAGAGCAGGCUGAGGAGCUAGGAGUGGAGAUAUACCCCGGCUACGCUGCUGCUGAGGUUUUGUUUCAUGAAGAUGGAAGUGUGAAAGGAAUUGCCACCAAUGACGUGGGCAUCGCUAAGGAUGGUUCGCCAAAGGACGUGUUUGAGAGGGGGAUGGAACUCCAUGCUAAAGUGACACUGUUCGGAGAGGGCUGCCAUGGCCACUUGGCCAAGCAGCUCUACAGGCAGUUCAACCUCCGAGAGAACUGUGAACCACAGACCUACGCCAUUGGCCUAAAAGAGGUGUGGCUGAUUGAUGAGAAGAAGUGGAGACCGGGCAGAGUGGAGCAUUCGGUGGGCUGGCCCCUGAACAGGAACACGUACGGCGGCUCUUUCCUCUACCACCUGAACGAGGGUGAGCCACUGGUGGCCUUGGGCUUUGUGGUUGGGCUUGACUACACCAACCCAUACCUCAGCCCUUUCAGAGAGUUCCAGCGAUGGAAGCACCACCCCUUCAUUGCCAAGACCCUGGAGGGAGGGAACAGAAUCGCUUACGGAGCCAGGGCGCUCAAUGAGGGAGGCUAUCAGUGCCUACCUAAAGUGACAUUCCCUGGGGGUAUGCUUAUCGGAUGCAGUCCAGGCUUCAUGAACGUACCAAAGAUUAAAGGCACCCACACGGCCAUGAAGAGUGGCAUGCUGGCCGCAGAGGCCAUCUUCCCCAAAGUCACAGCCAAGGACCUAGCAUCUGAAACUGCAGGACUUCAUGUACCUGAAUAUGAGGACAAUUUAAAGAAGUCUUGGAUCUGGAAAGAGCUGUACUCAGUAAGGAACAUCAGGCCCUCAUUCCACAACUACUUUGGGCUGUACGGGGGCAUGGUCUACACCGGUGUCUUCUAUUGGAUACUCAGAGGGAAGGAGCCAUGGACACUGAAACAUGCAGGCCUGGACUCGGCCCAGCUGAGACCGGCUAAGGAGUGCACGGCCAUCGAGUACCCCAAGCCCGACGGCAAGCUGAGCUUCGACCUGCUCUCCUCGGUGGCUCUAAGUGGCACCAACCACGAGGGGGACCAGCCCCCCCACCUUACCCUGAAGGACGACAGUGUCCCCGUGGCCAACAACCUGGCCAUCUACGAUGGGCCUGAGCAGCGCUUCUGUCCAGCAGGUGUAUAUGAGUACGUUCCACUCGAAACUGGAGAGGGUAUGAGGUUGCAGAUCAACGCUCAGAACUGCGUGCACUGCAAGACGUGCGACAUCAAGGACCCCAGCCAGAACAUCAACUGGGUGGUGCCCGAAGGCAGCGGAGGACCAGCCUACAAUGGAAUGUGAUUUCCCUUUUCAUUCAGACAUAUCACGAGGCACCAAUUGUAGCAGUGAGGUCAGAAACCUCAAGUGUGGUGUCUGCAAAAACACAUUCAGGGCUUGCUGCCAAGACAGCUUUUAGAAUCUACUAUACUGUGUGCAUAGAUAUGGAACUGAAUGUCAACAUUGUAAAGUACGGGCAUUAAACAGUGACUUUGUUUCAUGUACGGUUUUCAGAAUGCAACUAAAAAGUAUUUUAUAUAUUUGUAUGCAGGAGAAGCUGCAUUGACAUGGAUCGAAAUAUCUUCAAAUCAGUGCCAAAAUUGAGGGUUAUUUCAUUAGCUAGUUGCAGGUGCCAUUAGCAAUAACAGCAUAUGAGAUACUGUACAUAAUGUCUUUAGUGGGUAGGAUGUAUGCGGGUGAAUAAAAUAUUUACCAUGCCUCUGUCUUACUCCAUACUUCUCUCAUUGAACGUACAGGUAGUAUUUAAUUGCAUUGUAUACAGGUGGAGUAUGGACAUUUCUAGAAAUAGAGUCAACUAACCAACCACAUUUCAUCUUUAUGGCUUACAUUCAGAAAAAUAAAUAAAGGGAUAUUACAGUAGUUAUUCAGAGUAAACAUGAAAGAAUGUGAAAUACUCUUGACAAAAUGCUGACAGGUUUACGCUUCCUCAAAAAAAAUUGCUUACAUUUUGUUACAUAUCUAUACUUCAUUUUCAUCUACCCUUGUGUGCCACUCAUUAAACAGACAAUAUGAUUA